GAUAGACUACUACUUAAAAGCAGCAAGCAAUAUUCAUUUCUUUCUGCUUUUUUGAUGUUUCCUUGUUCCGAGAAAGAAGAAGAAGAUGCAUGUAUGAACGCUCAAUAAUUUUUCAUAUGACUCAUUCGUAAGCCAUCCGACAUUGCCAUCAAUGGUGAGCUUCUUUACAGAGAAGAAUGGAAGUACUACAAAGUGAAAGAGAGUACUGAUCAUCAUUCUUUCAAUUCAAAGUCUCUCUGUAAUUAAGAAUUAUGAGUUGGAAAUAUAAGGGAGGGUUGCUUCUCAUCGUCGGUGUUGUGAUUAUGUGGGUUACUUCUGCAGAGGUCACCCAGCAGGUUGUCUUCACAGAUUACAAGCAGCCAUUUGCAGUGGCAUAUCUUGCAACUUCUCUAUUGAUAGUUCAUCUUCCAAUAGCAUUCCUUAAGGAUUGGUUAUUAGAAUUUAUGAGAUGCAACGAUGGUGCAGAAACUGUGGAUGAGUCCUCUGCAGAACCUGAUUCUCCUGUGAAACAUGAUGCUGGGCAUACUACUUUUGAAAUUGAACAACAGGAACCAUUGGGGAAUGGAAACUCUUGCCUUGACAUUUACUCUGAGGACAUUGAUCCAUUAGUUUCUGAAUGCACAAAUAAUAUGGACACAGUAAAGGAAGACAAAAACAUCACCACAAUGGAAAUGGCUAAAUUUGGAUUUUGCAUUGCUCCUCUCUGGUUUUUUACCGAGUAUCUAACAAAUGCUGCACUUGCACGAACAACCGUUGCCAGUACAACACUGUUGUCUUCAACUUCAGGACUUUUUACUCUUAUCAUCGGAGCAUAUCUGGGUCAAGACUCUAUAGAUAUUGUUAAAGUAAUCGCCAUUGUUUUUAGUAUGGCUGGUGUUGCCAUGACAACAUUCGGGAAGACUUCAACUACAGAUGAAACACAGUUAAGCACACCUAAAAAUGGAAAGCAUUCGUCUCUGGGUGAUCUUUUUGCCAUCCUCUCGUCUUUUACUUAUUCACUUUUUACCGUGCUUCUUAAAAAGUUUGCUGGAGAGGGUGAAAGGGUAGAUGUGCAAAAGUUAUUUGGCUGCAUUGGAUUAUUCACACUUGCUGUUCUUUGGUGUCUCGUGUUGCCUCUGACCGCUAUGGGCAUUGAACCCAAGUUCAGAUUCCCCACAUCUGCUAAAGUGGAACAAGUUAUUCUUGUCAAUGGUUUUGUUGGAAGCGUUCUCUCUGAUUAUUUAUGGGCAUUAGGUGUAGUUUGGACCUCACCGCUAGUAGCUGCACUAGGUUCUUCGCUUACCAUACCUCUUGCCAUGAUAGAGGACGUGCUGAUCCAUGGACAGCAUUAUUCAGUAUUUUAUAUUCUCGGUUCAACUCAGGUACUCCUUGGAUUUGUAGUAGCUAACCUUUCAGAUUGGUUCUCACACAAGUGGAAUCAUGGACCUUGAGGCCAAGAAAAUUUUUGCAUCUCUUAUUCUCUCUCUCCUUGGAACAUUCUUUCUUAACUUUGAUGAUGUAGCCUGUGGACUAUGCUUUUUUUCAUCUGUGGAUUACAAGCCUAAUGAAAGAAAAGUUAAUUGUUCACUAAAUGUAAUACAAAUUGGAAAUCUGGCUGUCCAUAUACUUGGCUUGAUUGAAACAGACAUGAGUGUAGAUAGAGUGGAAUUGCUUUAGAAAGCUUUUGUUAAAAGCUUCCUUUUCCUUUUGUUUGAAAA
Messenger RNA from Alnus glutinosa, 1697 nucleotides. RefSeq lists its product as uncharacterized. The record is from RefSeq and is a predicted model, not a curated record. Gene Ontology annotation, biological process: regulation of peptide transport. The transcript has 8 exons. Gene Ontology annotation, cellular component: membrane. Lineage: Eukaryota; Viridiplantae; Streptophyta; Magnoliopsida; Fagales; Betulaceae. The coding region runs from base 252 to 1430 and encodes 392 amino acids.